AUGGUUUCCUUGGAGGCAUUGGUGUGGCCUGGAAGGAAGAAGGAUGAGAUGGAUGUUCAGUUUCUUAGUAAAGAGAAUCAGUUCAUUCAUAGUCGUAUUAAGGAUCAGUCUGACAAAGAGUGGCUCUUUACAGCCAUCUAUGCUAGCCCAAAUAAUGAUAAUAGGAAAAUUAUGUUGGAGGAUAUUAGAAGAAUAGCGGAGGAUGUGAAAGGUCCUCGGUUACUUGCUAGGGACUUUAAUGAUAUAGCCUAUAAUAUUGAUAAAAAGGGUGGAACACUCACUUCUUCAAGUAAAUGCAAAUUGUUUCGAGAUAGAAUUAACGAAUGCAAUCUUUUGCAUAUGGAGACUGUUGGUCUGAAAUUUACAUGGAGAGGCCCCUUGUUCCACGGGGGACAACGCAUCUAUGAGAAACUAGAUAGAGUUCCAAGCAAUGAGGAGUAG
Messenger RNA from Vicia villosa (hairy vetch), 441 nucleotides. RefSeq lists its product as uncharacterized. Bases 1 to 441 code for a protein of 146 amino acids. The transcript has a single exon. Lineage: Eukaryota; Viridiplantae; Streptophyta; Magnoliopsida; Fabales; Fabaceae. The record is from RefSeq and is a predicted model, not a curated record.